CGGCAUUUUGACUUAUUUACUUUGUACACAAAGCCAGAUCGGACGGUGCAUGCACAAAGCCAGAUCGGACGGUGAAGAAAGAAAACACAGCGUUUGAAACCAAUUCAAGUAUUGAAGAACAUGCCGUAAAUGUAAUGGACGAUUAUUCAGAUCAAAAUCCAACAAGGAAUUUGCAUGUAAAAAGACAGAUCAAUACAUGUAAGUGAUAAACCCCAUAAAUUAAGCAAUAUGGAAGUUUCAAGUACUUCAACUUGUUUAGGUCACUCAAAGAGACACAUCAGCACAAAAACCAGUGAUCAAAAUUUUAAGUGUGAAUUAUGUGGGAAGCCAUUUUCCGUAUCAGUAGACAUUAACAGCUACAUGAGGACCCAAUCUGGUGAAGAACCUGACAUUUGUGAUGCUUGUGAAAAGACGUUCAACCAAUCAGGUACCUUACACAAAAAGACGUUCAACCAAUCAGGUACUUUGCACAAAAAGACGUUCAACCAAUCAGGUACCUUUCAGAAAAAUAAGAGGGUACAUACUGAUAAUAUACGCUAUAAAUGCGAUGUGUGUGAAAAACCCUUUAAACGAUUUUAUACUUUGAAGAUACAUAUAAGGAUACACACAGGUUAUGAACCUUAUAAAUGUGGUGUGUGUGGAAAAACUUAUAUGGAACCGGCAGUUUUAAAGAGACACAUGAAGAAACAUACAGAUGAUAAAUCUCAUAAAUGUGGAGUGUGUGAAAAGGCUUUUAUAUACCUUGCUGUUUUAAAGAAUCACAUGCGGACACAUACAGGUCAUAAACCCUACAAAUGUGGUGCGUGUGGAAAAUCAUUUUCUCAAUCAAGCAACUUAAAGAUUCACCUUAUGAUACAUAAAGGCGAGAAACCUUAUAAAUGUGAUUUGUGUGGAAAGGCAUUCAGUCGGUUAGGUGACUUACAGAGACACAUGAGAACGCAUACAGGUGAUAAACCUUUUAAAUGUGAUAUAUGUGAGAAGACAUUUAGCCAGUCACAAUGGUUAAAGAGCCACAUGAGGACACAUAAUGGUAAUUAGCCUUAUGUGAAAUAUGCGAAAAGGCAUUUCACCGAUUAGAUAAUUUACAGGAACAGAGGCUGACACAUACUGAUGAUAAACCUUUUAAAUGUGAUCUUUGAUGAAAGGCAUUCCACUGGGCAGGAAAACUAUAGAUACACAUGAGAACACAUACUGGUGAUAAACCUUAUAAAUGUUUAAAUUUAAAGUUCAAAUUACAAUUGUUUUUGAAUACUGCAUUAUAUUUUUUUUUUCAAGACUCUUUCAUUUUUUAAAGACUUUUAUGUUUUU
Messenger RNA from Saccostrea cuccullata (small rock oyster), 1308 nucleotides. Its product is annotated as zinc finger protein 675-like. The transcript is spliced from 2 exons. Lineage: Eukaryota; Metazoa; Mollusca; Bivalvia; Ostreida; Ostreidae. Gene Ontology annotation, biological process: regulation of DNA-templated transcription. The record is from RefSeq and is a predicted model, not a curated record. Gene Ontology annotation, molecular function: DNA-binding transcription factor activity, RNA polymerase II-specific; RNA polymerase II cis-regulatory region sequence-specific DNA binding. The coding region runs from base 229 to 1038 and encodes 269 amino acids.